AGUUAGAACAUACACCUAGCUGCCAUCCAGCACCUUUCACCGAAUUUUCCAGGAUAUAUCUCACCAUGCACGGUCAAAACUACAGCAAAGCAACGCAAGGAGUGUGUCUAGUGGCUCUGAUUCUUAUGCAUCAGGUAAAGCACUUUUGAUCAUUAUUUUAUCGUUUUCUUUUCAAUAGUGUUGUUAACCAUAUUUAACCAGUAGUGAAACCGUAAUGCUAAAUGUUGUUGAUGUAUACACUUUGUAUGGCAGGUGUGUGCUAGUCAAAUAGGAAGCCAUGAUUCAAGGCUGAGCCUCCAGCAGGGCACCAAGCUACUGCAACGGAGAACCCGCAUGACCCCUCUGUGGAGGUUCAUGGGUACCAAGCCCACUGGGGCCUACUGCCGAGACCAUUUUGAGUGCUCCACCCAAAUCUGCAGGUAAGAUAUAGUUAACUUCCUUGGCUUUAUACAUUAGCUAUCAUUUGAUUGUUUUGUUUUUCCAUUUAUGUUGAUCGACUGUCAUUUUUCUCCUGGUGUAGAAGGGGCCACUGUGCCCUCAAUGGGGCGGUUCAUUCCUAGAAGUGGAGGAGCCAGAGGUUUCUUCUCACCAAUCAGAGAACAUUGACUAAUGUUUUAAUAAAGUUGAUUUACGUAACAAGCCUGUCAAGAAACUUCACAGACAUGGUGAAACUUCUCAGAUUGCAAACUUAUUUUUUUUUAAUGUAGGCCAGGGAUUAAACAUUUUGAAAUUAGAGGAAUGGUUUUAUCAACUUGGUGUAUAUUCAUCUCACAUGUACUUGAAAGCACUUUAACUUACCAUUUAUAUGUAUGUACUGUAUAAUACUACAACUCAAGAGCCUUGAAACUAUUUUUUUUUGUAUUUUAUUUGGUAUUUUAUUAGGAUCC
Messenger RNA from Coregonus sp. 'balchen', 887 nucleotides. The record is from the annotation of a GenBank genome assembly. Lineage: Eukaryota; Metazoa; Chordata; Actinopteri; Salmoniformes; Salmonidae.